AUGCCCGCCAUCAGCCCAGCAGCAAUCCCAGCAUUCCUCUCGCGCUUGUCAAGCCGUCUCGCGGCUUCCCCCGCCGCUCCACCACCGACAGCCUUCAUCCUCCCUCUGGUCGCUGCAACAACUCUCAGCCACGGCAAGACCUGGCUGAAGCCGUGCAUCGAUCUUGCCUUCUCCAGUUGUCCGCCUCGACCAUCUCCCAUCCCCUACGAACCGCCACAUCCGCUAGACGACGCAUCUCUGCACCCUCGCCGGUUCGCGGUCUCGCAAAUCAAAGAGGCGCUCUUCAAGUCGUCCAUCCUGAUUGGCGUACCGAAGGCCAUCGAGACGUUGCUCGAGCUGGGAGACGUGGUAGAAGAGGAGGACAUGAGCAAGGCGUUCGUCAGGUCGGAACUCUCGCUGCCAGAACAGACGGUGACGGAGAGAUGGGUCAACGGGCAGGACGGCUUGCGCAGCGUCUACCAAGAUCAGCUCGACGAUAUCUUCACCCUGAUGGCGAAGCUUGGCCUCGAGGAUUUGGAGCACAUCUCACAAUGCGUCACCUACGGCACCUUCCUCACCCCUUACUCGACCCGCGCCUCAUCCUCACCAACUCCCGACCCUCUCGCCCACGACCCUAAACUCCUCUCCGUCGUCACCCUCUCCGCGCUGAUACCGCAAAGAACGGAGCGCGAGAUCUUGUGGCACCUGCGGGGAGCAAUCAGGCGCGGAUGGAAGCGGGAUGAGGUGGAGAAGUUGCAGGCGAGCGUUGAGGAGGUUUGCGAGGCGUGCGGUGUUGAGGAUGUCGGAAGGGGAAUGCCCCGGGUUGCGGACGUCGAGCGGCUGCCAGAGGAGGAGCACUCAUGA
Messenger RNA from Rhodotorula toruloides NP11, 843 nucleotides. RefSeq lists its product as uncharacterized. The coding region runs from base 1 to 843 and encodes 280 amino acids. The record is from RefSeq and is a predicted model, not a curated record. The transcript is spliced from 2 exons. NCBI's taxonomy places the organism in Eukaryota, Fungi, Basidiomycota, Microbotryomycetes, Sporidiobolales, Sporidiobolaceae.